GCCGAACUCCAUUUUCUCAAUCGACGUUUUGACGACUUGGAUCUUUCGGCUCCAAUUUAUAGACUCCCGACAAGCUCAUUUCGCAUUUGUAGACUAAGCUCCCUCACGCAGCUUCGUGUACCCGCGACCUCUGUCUUCCUCAACCACUUAAGCAAGCAACAACAUGCGUGAGGUCAUCUCGAUCCAUCUCGGCCAAGGCGGUAUCCAGACCGGCAAUGCGUGCUGGGAACUCUACUGCCUCGAGCACGGGAUCCAGCCCGACGGCCAAAUGCCAUCGGACAAGACCAUUGGCGGCGGCGACGACGCCUUCAACACGUUCUUCAGCGAGACCGGCGCCGGCAAGCACGUGCCCCGCGCCGUGCUCGUGGACCUCGAGCCGUCCGUCUGCGACGAAGUGCGCACGGGCACGUACCGUCAGCUGUACCACCCGGAGCAGAUCAUCUCGGGCAAGGAGGACGCGGCAAACAACUAUGCCCGCGGACACUACACGAUCGGCAAGGAAAUCGUCGACUUGGUGCUUGAUCGCAUCCGCAAGCUCGCCGACAACUGCACGGGUCUCCAAGGGUUCCUCGUUUUCAACGCCGUUGGCGGCGGUACCGGGUCCGGCCUCGGCGCACUCCUCCUCGAGCGUCUCUCGGUCGACUAUGGCCGCAAGUCGAAGCUCGGGUUCACGAUCUAUCCGUCGCCGCAGGUGUCGACGGCCGUCGUCGAGCCGUACAACUCGGUGCUCUCGACGCACUCGCUGCUCGAACACACGGACGUGGCCGUGAUGCUCGACAACGAAGCCAUCUACGACAUUUGCCGUCGGUCGCUGGACAUUGAGCGUCCCACGUACACCAAUUUGAACCGCCUCAUUGCGCAGGUCAUCUCGUCGCUCACGGCGUCGCUGCGCUUUGACGGUGCGCUGAACGUCGACGUGACCGAGUUCCAGACCAACCUCGUGCCGUACCCGCGCAUCCACUUUAUGUUGUCGUCGUACGCGCCGGUCAUUUCGGCCGAGAAGGCGUACCACGAACAGCUCUCGGUGGCCGAGAUCACCAACUCGGCGUUCGAGCCGGCACCACCGAGUUGCGUUAUCCGGAUGAUACGUCGUAUCCGGAUGUCAUAG
This is a messenger RNA of Saprolegnia diclina VS20, 1108 nucleotides long. RefSeq names its product tubulin alpha. The coding region runs from base 164 to 1108 and encodes 314 amino acids. The record is from RefSeq and is a predicted model, not a curated record. Gene Ontology annotation, biological process: mitotic cell cycle; microtubule cytoskeleton organization. Gene Ontology annotation, cellular component: cytoplasm; microtubule. NCBI's taxonomy places the organism in Eukaryota, Oomycota, Saprolegniomycetes, Saprolegniales, Saprolegniaceae. Gene Ontology annotation, molecular function: structural constituent of cytoskeleton; GTP binding. The transcript is spliced from 2 exons.